Meleagris gallopavo (turkey) is the source of this 866-nucleotide messenger RNA. It is a transcript of the gene SPATA46, whose product is annotated as spermatogenesis associated 46. Gene Ontology annotation, biological process: fertilization. Gene Ontology annotation, cellular component: nuclear membrane. The record is from RefSeq and is a predicted model, not a curated record. NCBI's taxonomy places the organism in Eukaryota, Metazoa, Chordata, Aves, Galliformes, Phasianidae.
UAUUUUGAUUGAGGCCAUGCCCCAUGCUCCUGGAAGAGGCAACCUGGAGCAAACUCUCUCCUGGGAUCAGUGCAGCCUGCCUGCAGGAACCUUGAAAGCUGGGGAUGCUGCCUCCAACUGCGCCAGCUCAUGGCCCCCAGCUCUGCCCCUAUGCCAGGACAGCACUUCGUGGGACAGUUCCAGCUGGCUGCUGGACCGCAGCUCCACAGCCUCAGCAGGCAGCGAGCUCCCUGCCCGCACCAUCUACAGACCUUGGUGCUCACCGUACAGCUACCUCAUCUGGACCAAAGCAGCCUCUCAGCAGCACCUCUCCUCCAGUCCACUCAGUAGCACCUGGGAGCCUGAGGAUCCCAAAAACCUCUUGGAGGCCCUCGCCUCUUUCUCCUGCUCUUCAGAGGAGCUCCAGACCCCGGAGAGUGCCAGCAACAGGGUCAGCAUCACCACCGGAGACAUCCUUGCAGCUUCCCAGGAGCAGCAUGUGCCAAAGCACGGCUACAAGUGCAUGUCAUGCUGCCGCAUCUUCCCCACGCUGUGCUCAGUCAAGAACCACGUCCAGCGCAGCUCCCAGGAGGGCUACAGCUGCAAGGUGUAUUACUACAAGCUCAAGGCCCUGUUGGAGAAGGAGCACAAUGUACAGGAGACCAAAACCCCUUUGGUGCCUCAGUAGCUCCAGCAGCUGGGCCACUGCCGCGGGAGGGCACUGCUCCAUUGCUCCACUGCUGCACAAUAAACACCAUGCAGAGCACAGCCUGCCUCCAGCUCUCCUCGGAGGCACAGCUCUGCUGCAGCCCCUCAUUGAAACAAUGCUUCUCAUGUCCUUUAAGAGGCUGUUUUCCUUCCCCAGUGGCCAGAAAUUCCUAACGCCU